Molecule: messenger RNA, 1892 nt
Organism: Humulus lupulus (European hop)
Lineage: Eukaryota; Viridiplantae; Streptophyta; Magnoliopsida; Rosales; Cannabaceae
Product: beta-glucosidase 47-like
Exons: 12
Coding region: 224-1765 (513 amino acids)
Biological process (GO): carbohydrate metabolic process
Molecular function (GO): beta-glucosidase activity
Source: RefSeq, a predicted model, not a curated record
UUGUAAAUAUAUAUUUUUCUAUACAUAUGAAACAAAAUGUAGCCAAUUGGAGAGCGCUCCCUAAAAGGACUGACUGUGACAUGAAAACAACCCAAGCAGAAAAUGACAGUAUUGAAAAUGUAAAAGUUAGUACUAUUUUGCUAUUUAUGUUACAUUUGUACUUUUGAAAUGUAACCAUUUAUAUGUAUCUCUCUCAAAAUCUUCCUCUUCUACAAUAAUAUAUAUGGAGGUUUUGGUGUUACUUGGUCACUGUGUUCUUGGAAUUUUUGUAUACUUUUCCACCAUACUCAUGGUGUCGAGCUCAGUCUCAUCAUUCCCUAACACCUUCCUCUUUGGAACAGCGUCUUCUUCAUAUCAGUACGAAGGAGCAUUUCUGAGUGAUGGUAAAGGCCUCAGUAACUGGGAUUUUUUCACGCAUAAGCCUGGUACUAUCAUUGAUGGAACUACUGGAGACAUCGCUGUUGAUCAGUACCAUCUUUAUGAGGAAGAUCUGAAUCUCAUGAAUCAUGUUGGAGUGAAUAGCUACCGUUUCUCUAUAUCAUGGGCAAGAAUUUUACCCGAAGGAAGAUUUGGACACAUAAAUUGGGCUGGCAUUGACUAUUACAACAAACUCAUUCACGCUCUUCUACAUAGAGGGAUCGAACCCUUUGUGACUUUGACUCACUACGACAUCCCUCAAGAACUUGAAGAAAGAUAUGGAGCUUGGUUAAGUUCAGAAGUACAGGAAGAUUUCAAAUACUACGCAGAUAUAUGUUUUAGAUCAUUUGGGGACAGAGUAAAGUACUGGACAACCUUCAAUGAACCCAAUGUUGCAGUCAUUCGAGGCUACAGGUCAGGGAUGUAUCCACCAUCUCGUUGCUCUGGCUCCUUUGGGAAUUGCAGCUAUGGAGAUUCUGAGAGAGAGCCUUUAACCGCUGCUCAUAAUGUUAUCUUAUCUCAUGCAGCAGCUGUUGAUGUAUACCGAACCAAAUAUCAGAAAAUCCAAGGUGGAAGCAUUGGGAUUGUUAUGAAUGCUUUAUGGUAUGAGCCUUUCAGCAACUCAUCUGAAGACAAGCUAGCUGUUGAGAGAGCCAUAUCUUUCUAUAUGAACUGGUUCUUAGACCCCAUUGUGCAUGGAAAAUACCCUGAAGAGAUGAGAGAAAUUCUGGGAUUGGAUUUGCCUGUGUUUUCAAAACAUGAAGUGGAGAAGCUUAAGAAUGGAGUGGACUUUAUAGGUGUAAACCACUACACUAGUUUCUACAUAAAAGACUGUAAAUAUUCUGAGUGUGAACCAGGACCAGGAAAUUCAAAAAUAGAAGGAUUUGCAUUACGAACUCCUCAAAAGUAUGGUUCUUUUAUUGGAAAAGAAACUGAAGUUGACUGGAUAUAUGUUUAUCCUCAAGGAUUGGAAAAUAUUAUUAUGUACAUAAAAGAAAGGUACAACAACACACCUAUGUUCAUCACAGAAAACGGGUACGGUUACAAGGACAAACCCAAUUCGAAUGUAAAAGAUUUAUUGAGUGAUGUUGAAAGAGUGGAGUACAUGGCGUCCUACUUAAAGGCUUUAGCCUCUACUAUCAGAAAAGGAGCUGAUGUAAGAGGCUACUUUGCAUGGUCUUUGCUUGACAACUUUGAGUGGACAAGUGGAUACACUCUACGUUUUGGACUCUACCAUGUUGAUUUUGGCAAUCUCAUUAGAAGAGCAAGAUUUUCAGCUAUUUGGUACAGAAAGUUCAUUGCUAGUAAAAUGAAGAAAAAUUCCACUGCUCAAGUUUAUUCAAUGUAACAUAUGUAAAAAUGUAACACAUUAGCGAGUUUGGUACAUUUAUGCUGGGAAAAAUCUACCGUAGUUGGAAAAUUGCUGAGUGUUUGGUAAAUUAUAGAUUUUAAAGCGUUGUGAGGUGAAAAAACAA